This is a messenger RNA of Scleropages formosus (Asian bonytongue), 2262 nucleotides long. It is a transcript of the gene cdc25d, whose product is annotated as cell division cycle 25 homolog d. Gene Ontology annotation, biological process: protein dephosphorylation; G2/M transition of mitotic cell cycle; positive regulation of G2/MI transition of meiotic cell cycle. Gene Ontology annotation, molecular function: protein tyrosine phosphatase activity. Lineage: Eukaryota; Metazoa; Chordata; Actinopteri; Osteoglossiformes; Osteoglossidae. Gene Ontology annotation, cellular component: cytoplasm; nucleus. The record is from RefSeq and is a predicted model, not a curated record. Bases 276 to 1547 code for a protein of 423 amino acids. The transcript is spliced from 13 exons.
CUAGCAGCGCAGUCCUUCACGCUGCUGACCAAGCAAUUGACAAAAAAAUUAUUGAAUGAAAAAUAAAAUAAAAAGGAUAGCAGUUUAAACCAGUUUAUAUUUUACUUGACUGCUUUUACAUUGUACCCCGUUGAAUUAUUCAGGAGAAGAUUCGACAAGUAUGAGCGUAAAGGGCAUAUAAAUUGAAAAACGUGCUGACGACGCAAAAAGACCCAUGAGCUUGUUGCAGCAACAGCGGUUUCCAGGGGGUGGAUUUUAGUGGAGAGACAGAGUGGAUGGAGGAAAGAAGUGGAGGACAUCACAGCACAUCCACCACAUCAUCAUCGUCAUCAUUAUUAUCACCUUCAUCCUUCGUUGCAGGAAGCUGGAUGGAGGAUAGUAGGAGCUCCUCUGAAGAUGAGACUUCACAAUCCUGUUCCAUGUGGAGCUGGUCUCCAUCACCACUUUCUGAGCUCUCCUUGGACCUGGGGAACCUUCACUGCUCUGACAGCGGCACCCCCAGGAGAAGCCCCAGCCCGUUGGUGAACAGAAGGGUUUCCAUAGAGACGAGGACGCCAGCAGCCAAGAGGAAGGGAGAAAGAUUUGCCUCCCCAAAAUGCUGUCUUUCCAAAAUGAAACGACUGCGUGUGAGGCUGGCAAAUCGUUUUCCCAGUUCUGUACCAAUCAAGGAGCCAGAUCCUUCAGGGGAAAGACGGAGCUGGACACCCCAGGCGAGGAGCGAUGACUGUCCAGGUUACAAGGACCAAACACAGCCAGGGCCCUUGCUGCCCCUUUGGCAGGUUCGGUCCAGACAAAGGCUUUCCCCAUCCCAACUCUCAGAUACUGUUGUUGAAGACAGAAGUCUGAUUGGAGACUUCAGCAAGCCCCAUCUGUUCCCUGUGGCGAGAGGAGACCACUGUGACCUACAGGGCGUAUCAGUGCAGACAGUGGCAUCUCUCCUCCAAGGAAAAUACUGCAACGCUGUGGAGAGCUUCCUCAUUAUAGACUGCAGAUACCCUUAUGAGUAUCAAGGGGGACACAUAAUGGGGGCUGUAAAUCUUCAUUCUGAAGCUCAGCUGCAGGAGGCGCUCUUCUGGAACCCUCGUUCGGUCCUGAAGCAGCUGCCCAGGGAGGCGGCCCCUCUUUGUUCUGCAGCGACGGCCCCUCUCCCAGAUACGCAUAGGUCACCUGGCCAAGGCAGCUCCACAAAACUCACCACACCGGACAGCCCUCCACGAGUCCAAUCAUCUCCGCAGAGCUCCUCACCCCACAAACUCAUCGUCUUUCACUGCGAGUUCUCCUCCCAGCGAGGCCCUCAGCUCUGUCGAUAUUUGCGGAAGCUGGACAGAAGUCUCAAUGUCUACCCUCAGCUGUUUUACCCCGAGCUCUACAUCCUAGAGGGGGGUUACAGGGAAUUCUAUUCGCACUUUCCGGACCUGUGUGACCCUCACGGAUAUGUGCCGAUGAUCCACAGAGAUUUCAUGGAGCAGCUCCGCACAUUCCGAAAGAAACGGAGACCGAAAGUGAGGAGGUUCAGACCGGAAACUGUUUCUGAAUUGCACUCCUAGCAGCACUGGAAUGGGAUUCACUUCCACCCCAGGAGUUAAGCGUAUUUGUUACAUACUGGCCCUUAGAAGUAAUGGGAGCUGAAUAAUGAAACAGUAUAAAUAACGUAGCUGUCAUGCUACCACACACCAAUCAGAUAGGAUAUUUCUCAUGAAAGAUUAAACAAUAAUGCAUAAAAAGAAAAAUUUACACAUACUGUUACAUACCAUUCUCAUCAGGACAAGCAGAAGGACACUGACUGAAAUUAAGAAUUAAAUGAAAAAUAAAAUCUAAAGCAUAUUUAAUUACUUAAUUACUGUAAAUAACAAUCUGAAGUUACAGCAGAGACUCACUAUCAUUUUCUGAAGAAAUUGUUGACAAAGAGUGGUUCACGUUAAGAUAUGUCUCCACCGCAGGCCACUGAUCUCUGCCAACUUGUCACCUCAUCAGUGUCUAAGGACAUAUGAAUGUCUCUCUUUUUCUCUUUGCUGACAGGAGCCUGAAUGCUGAGUGACAGCUCUUUAUGUCUGUGUUUUUUUUUUUUUUUUUUUUUACAAACUUGAAUGUAGAAAAUUAUUUAAAGUACUCCUACACAAAUCCAGAUGUAGCUGGAACACAAGAAAAAAGCUUGGCUUCUCUGAGAAUAUCUGACUCCAGUUGUGUUUUUACAUUAUGAAAAGAGGUCUUUCCAUGUAUUGAUCAAUAUUUUAUUUCCAUUUUUGGGGGGCACGGGAGCGC